AAUGUUAUGGAUUCCGAGUCGCAUGGAUGGAUGCAUUACGAUUGCGCUUUUGGCUGGCCUACAAACUACAUAAUAACGUCACUCUCGCAUGUGAUGGUAGAUAUCUUGAUCACGAACUCUACGAUUCGGAGUUUAGGAGGUCGAUGAUAGACUAUGGCAUACAGUGGCUGGUACUCUAAAACUGAGGUAUCAGGAGCAUGGCAUUGACGGGCUUAGCAAACUUCAGCGGGCAUACUAAGGGGGUUCUCUAUCCUCGAAGUGGUCUAUAUUUUCAAGGUCUAAUGUCAUUGUGUGCCAGUGUGGUGCAUGUCCUAUUUUUAACAUCAGUUGAGCUUAAUAUUCAUCUUUUCAAGAGCGUCGAUGUUCAAAUGCACUUUUGGUCGUCUUUUGUUCCACAAUAAUAAGAAAAAAGAAAGAAGCACUGGGCCUCGAUUGAUUCACUCUGAGAACGAUAUGCUAUCAAUAUGGGCACUUCGUAGUAUCAAUAUUCAUUCAUAUAUUACUUAAAGGUACACUUCUACUCAACGAAAACAGUUUACCAGCAACAGGAAAACCCUUCUAAACUAUACCCGAGGCUUUUAGAAACAACCAUAAAUAAAUGCCGAGAAGCAUCUCUGUAAUGCCUAAAAAAAAAGAAAAAGAAAAAGAAAAUAAAAGGGAAAAGACAGGGAAAGAAA
Molecule: messenger RNA, 677 nt
Organism: Aspergillus pseudotamarii
Lineage: Eukaryota; Fungi; Ascomycota; Eurotiomycetes; Eurotiales; Aspergillaceae
Exons: 1
Coding region: 198-401 (67 amino acids)
Source: RefSeq, a predicted model, not a curated record